GUACAUCAAAAAAGAAAGGAAAAUGUGGAUAGUGAGGACGAACUGAGGCCGGAGGAGACACGUCGAACUUCAACUACCCGUUUCACAAGGCCACGUUACUGGGCAGUUGGGAUUAUUUAAAGUGUCCAUCCGAGUAUUUUACCAUUUUACGGGUCGUUUCAAAGUUAAUCCGUCCCCUCGUUCUGUGGUAGUUUGUUUUGAGGAAGCAGCGCGGCUAGCCAGCUCAAUUAGCCUACCAGAGAUGGGGACGAGAGCGAGUCGCCUACAGGAAGACGCGGUUUCCUCAGCUUUCGGAAAAGAUGGGACAAAGCGGGAUUCCUGUCGGCGACCUCGCUUCACGAGGCCCACCAGCCUCGUUGUCGACUUUUCGGUGAGCUUCGAUGACACUGAGGCCAACCGAAGCCGAUCGGAGGAGGGUAGUGACUCGGACCCGGGGCAGCUCGGAGCCAGCGCGGACGGCAGCCCCGCUGACCACCACAGCAUCCCCUCUAGCAUUGGCCAGGCGUCACCCGGGGACGACGACAACAGCGAGGGGAAACCCGAGGAAGACGGCAAUGUUAGCCCAGAGGCUCCCGUCGACGCAGAACACCAGCAGGUUGAGGAGACAGGCCGCACACCACACCGCACUUUUUCCGAGCGGCUGCCCGGGAAUCGGCACUCUGCCACCCGUGUUGGCGCAAGGUCCGCCCGAGUUCGAAGCACACACCAGCGGCCGGUGUCAGAGGCUUGGAUCGGCCUUUACCGAGUGAACAAUCGCCACGGCAAUAUCCGCUGUCCUUUCUGCUCAAAGCCUUUCCCGGGGGGUCGGAUUGAGGAUCACCUGUUGAGUUGCCUCACAUCUCCUCCUCUACCUUACAACACGGAUGUGCUCAGUAAAGACAGUGGAGAAUGUUCCAUCUGUUUGGAGGAUUUGGUACAGGGAGAGACCAUCGCCAGGCUGGCCUGCCUCUGCGUCUACCACAAGAGCUGCAUUGAUUCCUGGUCAAAGGUGAAGCCUUGCUGCCCUGAACAUCCCUUUGAUUGACUCAUGGGGUCACAUGUAUUCCACGCCGUGACCAACCCGACUCAGGAGACUACACUGAAUCUGAAAAUCCCAAUAAAAAAUGUGUAAUUGAACAAACAAAAGCCCACUGUCACUCUUGGACACAGACUACAAAUACAUGAGCGGAGAACAGACGAUCCUAAGAGGAAGCUGCACGUGAAGACACCUGAUGCUCUCUGCUGGGAUCAAUCCCUUUGAGCUUGACCAUUUCAAGCCAAACUCCUCCCGACAGUUUAAAAAUCCGUGGUCGAGACAUCCCCUCGAGGUUGGAACAGGAACAACGGCGUUUACCCGUCUAUUCUGCGCACUUGGCUUUAAACUGGGGAACGUAUAAAUAUUAUCAUCCUAGAACGAACUUAAACCUGGCUGGGGGGGGGGGUUAAAAACGAAAAGAAAAAAUGGUCUUAACUGUGACUCUGGAUCCUCUCCUGUGUAUUUUCUCUCCCUCCCAACGGGAUUGUUUAUUUUAUCAAGUGUUUUGCAAAAAAAAAGAAAAAAUCCAAAACAGAACGAUUAUCGUUCCAUGUCAUACAUCGGAUGAAUGUUUUUUCUCGGCUCACCCCAAAAUGAACCAACCUCACACUGAAAGCAUGAACUGUUACCAUGUAAACAUUGCUUUAUUUUGAUUGAGCUGGAGGUUGAGGACUUGUAUUUGGUGAAUGGGGGCUGCCGUCAUUAGGUGUUUUUUCCUCUCCUGUUACAUGUAAACAUUUCAGGGGAUGUUUGGGGGGCCUAACUGUUUAGGGGGCAGAAAAAUAAGUCUUUUUUUUUUUUUCUUCUUCUUCUGUUUUGGGGGGGGGGUCAGACUCUUGUAGGUGGUUGAAUAGCGGUGGGUUUAAUGUGCUGCUACUUGGUGAGCGUUGAGGAGGGUUUGUAGGUAUUUUAUAGGGCCAUAGUAGCGCUGGUGUUUGCACCAACUUGUGCACUUUUGUCCCUCAGGCUUGUUUUAGUUUAAACCAUAAGGUCCUGGAUAAGAGUGUGUGUGUGUGUGUGUGUGUGUGUGUGUGUGUGUGUGUGUGUGUGUGUGUGUGUGUGUGUGUGUGUGUAUUCAGAUAACGACCAGGGACACACUAUGUCCUGAGCACGACUGUAAAUUCAAGUGUGUGUGUGUACUGUAAAUUGCCCAGAAGUCUGCUUGGUGAACCGGCUUAACUGCAUUCAACAUCCUUCCUGUUUAACGUUGUAUUUGGUACGCAACAUGGCUGCUCACAUGGUCGAAACUUCUACUUUGAAAGCUGUUUUGAGUUUUUGUCCCCUGCCUCUGUCCUCUGGGGUGUCAUUUGGAUUUUUCUUUUCUCUGCUUUUGGACCACGCAACAGUUUCGCCAUCUGGUUACACAAAUGCCAGAUCGAGGGGAGAUAAAGGGACGGAUGUAUUUUUGGAGCAAGUGUACACCAUGUGGUCUCUGCCUCUAUCCAUAACACUGGAGGCUACGGACAGCUGAUGGUUAAUUAUUACAUAAGCAGCCCCCCCCUCCCAUUCCCCUUGUUUUUUUUGUUUUGUUUUUUUUAGGCUAUUUUAUUAUCACAGAGCUCAUGUUUAUUGCUAAAUGUGUUAAAUGGCUAUCCUUGGCCUUUCUUUUUGUGUGUGUUAUGAUUGCCUUUUGCCUGGUGAAGGGGUUCUUGUGCAAGGAGGUAUUUGUGGUGUCGUUUUGGGGGGCUGAGCUGAAGUGGAAGCCCAAACAGUAAGGCUGCUCAACAGAUGCUGCCUGAUACAGGUUGUACGUAGGCCAGUGGAAAGUCUAGCAGAAAGAACAAAACAUAUAUUGUAACUGAUUGCUUUUGCUGCCUGCUCUAAAGGUGCUUAACUCUCAGCGCUGCAGUGGUGUGGGGCGGUUUAGAGGUUGGCCAAGAGGUGAGCCAUGCACACAGGUUUGUUCACCCCAGCCUCUGUUGGUCUUUUCUGUCUCCCCCACCCCAAUGUUCUGCAGUCUGCGGUGCUAUAACCUGUCCCGUCAUUAGAGGGCAGCCCUGUGCAUGUUUCUCUUAUUUUGUAUUGGAGAAAAGAAAAAUAAAGCCAAAAAUAGUUUGUUUGUGCAUUUAGGUCUGUGUUGUUGCAGGGUACAGGGCAGAAGAGGAGGCGCAUCGAUCAUUUAGAUGUUCAGAUUACAUUUGUCGUGGUGAUAAAUUAUGAUAUUGUAUACUUUGGCUGGGAGGGUUUUAAGGGGGGGUGUGUGUGUGUGUGUGUGUGUGUGUGUGUGUGUGUGUGUGUGUGUGUUCAGAGGGGUGUUGGUGGCAGUUGGGUUGUCGAUAAAGAUUACAGACAAUCCAAAACCGCCACGUUACUCUUGAUUUACUUUCUUAACCCCCUCUAAGCUGUGCGGUGCAAUACCUCAAAUUUUUACCAAUGCUAGCUAAAUGCUCGGUGUGCAAACUAGCCCCUCUCCAACCAAGGAUGUAUUUUGUAUAAAUAUUCUCAAGUCUUUGGUUUUGAAUCACAGGGCGCCGUUUCCCUGCCUGCCCUGUGAUUACAGACCGAUGUGUUUAAACUGUCACCACAGCGGCAUCUGCAUCCUCAAGAUAUGGACAAUCUGCCUUUACUCUGGUAUAAAACAAACAAAUUGAGUUUUAUUUAUUAAAUUGUAAAUAUGUAAUACAACUCAAGAAAAUUGCUUGGUCCUUGUCUGUUCAAUAUACUGUUUCUAAGCUCCGAUCUUUUGUAUGUCUCAAAUUGUUUUUAUAUGUAUUUUUUACAAUAAAUAUGUGUGACAGA
Molecule: messenger RNA, 3754 nt
Organism: Oreochromis aureus
Lineage: Eukaryota; Metazoa; Chordata; Actinopteri; Cichliformes; Cichlidae
Exons: 5
Coding region: 242-1024 (260 amino acids)
Source: RefSeq, a predicted model, not a curated record